This is a messenger RNA of Olea europaea var. sylvestris, 1032 nucleotides long. Its product is annotated as cytochrome b5. NCBI's taxonomy places the organism in Eukaryota, Viridiplantae, Streptophyta, Magnoliopsida, Lamiales, Oleaceae. Gene Ontology annotation, molecular function: heme binding. Gene Ontology annotation, cellular component: intracellular membrane-bounded organelle; membrane. The record is from RefSeq and is a predicted model, not a curated record. The transcript is spliced from 2 exons. The coding region runs from base 483 to 809 and encodes 108 amino acids.
AAACAGGCUGUAAAUUCUAAUGAAGGCUAUGAAACUGAAUGAAUAUUUCCACCUGAUCAAGGAAGUGUACUUCUCUUUUUACAAUCAAGUUGAUCGAGAUUUUAGACAACCAUUCACGCUUUGCUACCUCAUUAGUGAGCUGAUUAUUGUUGGGUACAAUAUUUAUAGUUUCUGGGAUCUUACAAAGUUUGUACAUGUAGAGAGGUAAUCAAACUCCUGCCAAAUUGCACAUUUGUCAAUGGAAGUAACCUUUAUAAUAUAUCAAGUCUUUUAGAAUUUAUGUACAUAGUAGUUCUGACAUGCUAAUUUCAAGGAGAAAUAUUUAACCAUUGAACAGUUGAUUUUAAUUAUCCUUUUUUCUUGGCUCCUACCACAUAAAAAAUGAUGGGGUCAAAGGAGUGAUUGAGUUUUAAGAUUCAGUUCUCUUUUGGAAUUUUUUAGUACCUUCUUUUUUAAUCUCUUUCAUUCUCAAACCUUCUCUUAUGCAUUGCCAGGUUUAUGAUGUGUCAUCAUAUUUAGAUGAACACCCAGGUGGAGAUGAUGUCUUACUAAGGGCGACUGGAAAAGAUGCCACCGAUGAAUUUGAAGAUGCUGGGCAUAGCAAGAGUGCAAGGGAACUAAUGGAGAGUUUCUGCAUUGGGGAACUAGACCCUACCCCAGCCAUUCCUAAGCUGGAGAUUGUCUCUAAGAAGCAAGAACUUGAGGGCGUCUCCCAGAAGGUCAUUAACCUUGGUAAACAAUACUGGGUUAUUCCAGUUGCUGUUGGCUUAUCAGUGGUGGUUAGCUUCCUGUACCUGCGCAAGAAGUAAAAGAUGUCAAGUUCUCAGACUAGAAUAAAUUAUUUUCCAAUUUUGAUUUAUUAAUACACUAGGGAAUGAAAAAACUAACCCCAUGUUCUGAAACUUGAAAAUUGGGGACGAUAUCAGUUUUGUUAGUCAUUACCUCAAAUACGACUGAGGCUGUUGAAGCCCGGAUUGACAUACAUUCUUUCUUAUAUAAGAAUUGCGAUGCUGGAGACUGAUUUGAGUUUGA